Molecule: messenger RNA, 4333 nt
Organism: Haliaeetus leucocephalus (bald eagle)
Lineage: Eukaryota; Metazoa; Chordata; Aves; Accipitriformes; Accipitridae
Gene: RAB43
Product: RAB43, member RAS oncogene family
Exons: 3
Coding region: 141-614 (157 amino acids)
Biological process (GO): protein secretion; regulation of exocytosis
Molecular function (GO): GTP binding; GTPase activity
Source: RefSeq, a predicted model, not a curated record
ACCCGGAGGAGAGCUACGACUUCCUCUUCAAGCUGGUGCUCAUCGGGGACGCCAGCGUGGGCAAGACCUGCCUCGUACAGCGCUUCAAAACCGGGGCCUUCGCCGAGCGCCAGGGCAGCACCAUCGGCGUGGACUUCACCAUGAAGAGCCUGGAGAUCCAGGGCAAGCGGGUGAAGUUGCAGAUCUGGGACACAGCUGGCCAGGAGAGGUUCAGAACUAUCACGCAGAGUUAUUACCGCAGCGCCAAUGGAGCAAUCCUAGCCUAUGAUAUCAGCAAGAGAGGCUCUUUCCUGUCCAUUCCUCGCUGGAUCGAGGAUGUGAGAAAGUAUGCUGGUUCCAACAUAGUACAAUUACUGAUUGGAAACAAGUCUGACCUAAGUGACCUUCGAGAGGUUCAGCUGGAAGAAGCUCAGAGUCUGGCUGAACACUAUGAUAAUAUCAUCUGUGCCAUAGAGACCUCUGCGAAAGACUCCAGCAAUGUGGAGGAGGCUUUUGUGAAGAUGGCUACAGAGCUCAUGAUGAGGCAUGGAGGCCCUAUGUUCAGUGAGAAGAAUACUGACAGCAUCAAGCUUGACAGCAAAGACGUUGUAGAAGGCUGGGGGUGUGGUUGCUGAUAUGAGCUAGGUGAUAUCCCUAACUUUACUGGAAUUUAGAUGGUGCUUCACCCUAAUGCUGAGUAGCAUGGUAGCCAUAUUUUCCUCCUCCUGUGAAACCAGCAAUUUUGUAGAAGUUAGACACAAUCCUGUUUGCUUUGGUGUCUUAUUUUUAAAAAGGGACUCUUGAGAGGUAGUCCUAAAAGUCAAUCCCUCUGAAAAACUUACUCAACAUUUGUCCCCACCAUUUUAUUUUCUGUAACCUUCAUACAAAUUACAAAAGUGGAGGAAACAACUUUGAACUGGUGAUGUGGGGUGGGGAGACAGAUGGUUGGGGAAAAGACUGAUACACACCCAAAGUUCUGAAGCAUUUUGCAUGGGACUGUUGGCAAAGGAGGUCACUUUUGGAAUAGGUAAACUUGACAGUGUCUCUUUAAAUCCUCAGCACUCCACCAAUGACCAGAAAGUGACAGUGUCUUUGAUAAAGGUAUUUCAAGUGUCAGAAUUCCCAGCUUUUUGAAUACAGGACCAAAUAGAAGUCGCCUGUCCUGGGGCAUAUGGAUUGCUAGUUAGUAUUGGAACAGGCCCAGGUGGGGAAGCCUUCUCUCAGGUUUUGUUACAAUUUUUUUUUUCAUUUUAACAACAAAAAAAAAUCAGCUUGAGCAAUGUCACAUGACUUGCUUUAAAGUAGGAUUGGACCAGCGUAGUUAUUUUAAAUACAGCCUUGAGGAGAGGGUAGAUGCAUUUCAUUUGUUAUUGUUUGCACAGUGAUAGCUCCCUUUUCCAAGUGGGUAUCGUUGAGUUUUUGCCCUCAGGUCUCUUAAUUUCAUUCCACAACUCAAGACCUGCACCACUGGAAACAGGAACUGGAGAAACCUUGAACUGACUGGUAGCCAUGAUCUCCUGCCAUGUGCCUAAUGGUCAUAUACAGGGUUAAUUCUGGUCAUACAUUUGACAUUAUGUUACCAUAGUGUUUAUUGCUUAAGUGGCGUAAGUGGAUUUGGUUUUUGUUUUGUUUUAAACCAUCUCUUUAAAUACAAUGCGGGCAUAUAAUGGGAAAGAAGACCUCAGAAUAGCUGAACACUGCAUGCAUUGCAGCUUCUUGGUUGUAAGAAACCAGCAUCUUUUUGAGUGAUUCCCUCCCAACUUUGUACUCAACUUCUUCCCUCUCCCUAUCACAAAUUACCAAUUGCUUUUCAUUUCUUGAAAACACUCAGCAGGAAAAAUCUUUCACUGUUGAUCAAAACUCUACAUUGUUUAAGUAAAAUAGAUUUCAUAAUUCAACUCUACAUAGUUGUCGUUCAGAUUCAGCUCUAUAUUAUAUGUUGUAGAUGCAGUUGAAGGUGGCAGCAGUCCUCUCUGGAUUUACACUCUCAAGCACCUUACAAAAAUGGAUUUGCAAAGGGAGCAGAAGCAGGAUUAUUUUUAACUCUGCAGUUAAAGCAAAGGUGUUCAGAGGUGACAAGUGAUUUUUGCAAUCCUGAUGCUCUGAAAGACCUCAUUUUCAGAAAGCACCCACUUAAAGUGAAGUCACUUGUCUUUUUUUAAAAUCUUGAUCAGGUCAAAAAGGACCUGGAUUGGUUUGCUACUAGGGCUACACCAGUUUUCAGCCGUUCUUCAUAUCCAGUAUCAUGAAAAUCAGGAAGAUUUAAGAAAGGGCUAAUGGAUCCUAAUUUCAAUACUAUUCAUCUUCCUUCAGAAAAUACUAAACCAUUCUCUGGUCUUUCUUUUUUUUUUAAAACUAUGACGUAGAUAAUCGAGGUGUUACAUACACUUUGUAGCCUGUUUGUUUCUCAUCUAAGGGGUUUGUUUUCAAGUUUUAUAGUUGUAAGAGUGAAAGGGCCUUAAAUUUUUCAAUUAGUAUAGUUUUCACAAUUCUAACGUUUUAUAUGGAAGAACAGGUUGAGCUACAGUACUCAGUAUUUUUGCAUAGUCUUCUAGGACAUUCCCAGCUGUUCUGCAUCCAAAGAUAACAGGCAGUAAGUGUCCAGCAGUAGCUAGACACUGAAACUGAGAAUUGUCUGAACUCUAGAUUUGUUAGUGAUUAGCAAACCCUGUAUUCCACUUUAGGGAGAAACUAUGAAGACAGUCCAAGCCAAUACUCAGUCCUGGUGACUGCUUUUCCUCCUGGUUAGAUGGUCCUUAAGAUACAGAAUAGUAGCAAGCAUUUGACUUUUUGUCAUGACAUAUUAUAGUUUACAUCUGUAGGUCACAGUCCUGCAGUUCUGCAUGCUUGAACAUGGACCCUCAGAUAAGCUCAGCCUCCCACUAUUUGCAGGAUUAGUGCCAAAUUAUUUAAGCCAUGCUGAUAAAAAUUCACAUGCAUUUAAGAACAGUAUUGCUACUACUCAGAUUGAAAUGAGUAGUUUACAUAGUAACUCAUCUUAAAACUGGAGCAAGAUGCAAAAUGACCAUAAAUCCUGCUUCCAGUGCAGUCAGUGAAUGAUUGUGUUUUUACAGUAGAUGGAGAACUGAGGAAUUAUUGAUCCAGUUCCUUGGUUUUGAGGUUUGUUUAGUAAACAAGUAGAAUUAGACCAAGCACUAUACUUUUCCUUACAGUUUGCCCCCAUAUAUCUCUUAAGCUAGUCUUGAAGGUUGAGACUGUCUGCAGGUUAGUCUGUUUCAGUCAGAAAACAUGAAAUACAGCACUUGUUCACUAUGUUUUCAAAUGAAGGCACCAAUUCAGAUGAGCAGAAAACUAAGACUAUUGCUUUAAGUCAGCUUUGUCUUCUAACUCUUGGCUCUUUAUGUUAUAGCAAGUGUAAUACAAGUUUGCAUGCCCUACCUAACUGAACAAAAGGGAACGAAGAAAUAGACUGAAGACCUGGUAUAUUUUUUCAGGUUAGUAGCAGAUAUGAAUGACAGUGCUUGGGCUGUCAAUAGUAAAAGGCUAUUUCAAUUACCAAACCCUUUCUUUGUCUAUUAGUAAUAGCACAAUACUCACUAGCUUCUUGACCAGAAAUAAAUUAAACAGUAAACGUAACUUAAAGGUUUUCACUCCCCUUCUGAAGACUUUUAUUAAAUCCGCAAUUCACACACAUAGCUAUGUAAUUCAAGUAUUAGGAAGACAGUCCUGUUGUUUAAUUCCAGUAAUCAUAUUGAAACCAAAAGGAUACCUGGGUGAAGAGAGUGAGCAGCAAUAAACCUGAAAUUUAUGGGUAAAAACCUCAGUUUCAAAUCUUAGGUUACAAACGUGCACUAAUGUACAUCAAGUGAAUAAUUCAGUAGCGCAUGAUCAGAGUUCACAGCAUAAACAUUUGCCAAGAAACGUGUUUACCGGAAGUUGAACAUUAACAAGACUAUGGUGCAGUAAUUGCUUUUAAGCAGAUCCACAUAUUUGCAUUAGUAUUUAUCAUUUAUUUUUGGCAGUACCCAAAGUGUGCAAAAUAUUACAAAAACGCAGAAGAGGACAUUGAUCCCUGCCUUGUAACACUUAGGAGUGGAAUGCAGAGGCAAAUACUGAAAUGAAAUCAUCAGCAGAAUGUGGUUCCCAGGAGCGUGGGCAUUGUUAUCCUUUGUAUUGAUUUUGAUUUAAGCUACUUUUAUCUCCAGUUACUCAUCCAGUCCAUCAUCAUGGAUGGAACUUGUACAAAUAUUUAUUAUUAUGUAAAUAUAAUACCAAGUAAACAUCAGCCCAGAAAUCUGCUAACAUUUGCUUUGCAAAACAAAAUUUUUAAAAAAUGAAAAUACUUAAGAACAGAGGAAAAGUCCUAAUGAUUUUAUCACUCUCACAUACUGGA